Molecule: messenger RNA, 1977 nt
Organism: Xiphophorus hellerii (green swordtail)
Lineage: Eukaryota; Metazoa; Chordata; Actinopteri; Cyprinodontiformes; Poeciliidae
Product: zyxin-like
Exons: 1
Coding region: 56-1513 (485 amino acids)
Biological process (GO): transforming growth factor beta receptor signaling pathway; integrin-mediated signaling pathway
Cellular component (GO): cytoplasm; stress fiber; focal adhesion
Source: RefSeq, a predicted model, not a curated record
GUCAGUUAAACAGAAGGGAGUGGCUGAUAGCAGCUCCAGCAAAGGUACGUGUGACAUGUUCAUUUCCCUAAAGGAAGAGUCACACAGUAUUACUGAAACUCUGCAGCAGAAAGAUCAGAUGGAUUCUGCUAAAUUAACUUGUUGUAUUUGUUUGGAUCUCCUGAAGAGUCCGGCGACUAUCCCCUGUGGACACAGCUACUGUAUGAACUGCAUCAAAUCUUGCUGGGAUCGGGAAGAUCGGAAAGGAGUCUACAGCUGCCCUCAGUGCAGGAAAAAGUUCACAAUGAGGCCUGGCCUGGUGAAAAACAUUGUGUUAGCAGAGUUGGUGGAGGAUCUUAAGAAGACUGGACUACAAGUGGCUCCGGCUGAUCACUACUAUGCUGGACCUGAAGAUGUGACCUGUGAUGUCUGCAGUGGGAGGAAGAUGAAAGCUGUAAAGUCCUGUCUGGUCUGCUUAGCCUCGUUUUGUGAGAAACACAUCCAACCUCAUUAUGAGUCUUUUACUUUUAGUAAACAUAAACUUGUUGAAGUUUCAGCAAAGCCCCAGCAGAACUUCAGCUCUCGUCAUGAUGAGGUGAGGAAGAUUUUAUUUGAUAAAUAUAAAAGAGAUCCAAAUGCAGCAGAAAGGACAGAGAAGCCGGAGUUUGAAGUAAUGCGACAACAACUCAAGCAGAGACUUCAGAACCGAGAGAAAGAUGUAAAACUGCUUCCGCAGAAGAUGAGAGGCAUCAGCGUCUCUGAUGAUAAAGCAGAGGAGGACAGUGAGGCGUCACUUCCCUCCUCUGACAAAAAGAGGGUGAAGAGCAGACCUUUAUCAGUGCCGUUACCUCCUGGUCCAGACCCAGUCCCAGUUGGUGGUGUAGCUCCAAACAUGAAGAAAUUGAUCAAAAACUUCAACAAAGACAAACCAGCACCUGUUCCCACCUCCAUUCCAACAAAGAUUUGUGGGAAAUGUGGCAAGGAUUUGUCCAGCACUCAGCCAGCUUUGAAGGCAAUGGGCAAAGUCUUCCACCCCAGCUGUUUCUGCUGCAUGAGCUGUCACCGCCCCUUGCAGGGCAUGCAGUUUUAUGACAAGGAAGGCUCACCAGAAUGUAAACGUUGCUAUGUGACUUCCCUGGCUUCCUGCUCUCAAUGUGGAGAGAAAAUCACUGACCAUAUCCUGAAGGCCAUGGGAAAGUGCUUCCAUGUCCGAUGCUUCCUGUGCAGCACCUGCUCCUGCACACUGGAUGGACUCCCAUUUAUUGCAGGUGAAGACAACAAGCCCUACUGCGUACAGGAUUACCACAAGCAUUUCUCUCCUCAGUGUGAAACCUGUAAAGAACCCAUUGUUCUGGCUCCGGGCAGUGAGGAAAGGGUAAAACUGGUGGCUCUGGGAAAGAACUACCACAUCGAGUGUUACCAAUGUGAGGACUGUGCUCAUCCAUUUUCAUCUGAAGUAGAUAAAUAUCAAGGUUAUCCUCUGGAUGGCAGGUUUCUGUGUAUUAAGUGUCACACUAAGAGAACCAGGAAGUGAUUGGCUGAUGCAGGAUCUUUGGGUUGGACUAAAUUUAAAAGCAUCUGUAUUCAUUGAAUUCCUAAUUUCCCUUCACAAUUAUUUUUGAUAACUUCAUACAAGUUCUGCACUGAAUUAAUACAUGUUUGUUGCAGAUCUCAUAUAAGUCUUCCAAUCAAGUUUGUUGUUAAAAAUACAUCAUGUUUUAAUGCACUUAGUAGAUUGUUGAAUACAAAUACUUGUUUUCAAAAACACAUAGUCAAAUUCAACAAUAUGUGUUCAGAUGAGGCUCAUUUGUCUCAUUAAAAGUACCAUUUUGACAAUAAUCUUUAAUUGGGUGUUAGACGUAAUUUUCAUUAAGUCCAUAUUUCUGUAUUAGAAUGUUUGUUUUGCCUGAUAUAAUAUUCUAAUCUUAAAUGUCAUGUUUUUUGUUAGCUGUAAGCAUAAAAUCAUCAUGAUCAAUAAAAAUCGAGGCUUGAAAAAAU